This is a messenger RNA of Sorghum bicolor (sorghum), 2007 nucleotides long. RefSeq names its product floral homeotic protein APETALA 2. The transcript has 10 exons. The coding region runs from base 358 to 1656 and encodes 432 amino acids. The record is from RefSeq and is a predicted model, not a curated record. Gene Ontology annotation, biological process: regulation of DNA-templated transcription. Gene Ontology annotation, molecular function: DNA binding; DNA-binding transcription factor activity. NCBI's taxonomy places the organism in Eukaryota, Viridiplantae, Streptophyta, Magnoliopsida, Poales, Poaceae.
CUCGACGUCCCAUCCCCCUUUCCUUUUCUCCCACUGCACUGCAGCUCCGCUGCCGCUAGCUGCCCUUUCCCUCUCUCGUCUCGUCCUCCCCUCACCCCACCCCAUGGCCACGGUCACCACCACCACCACCCCCCACAGCUCCGACUCCCACCACGCUACUUACCGUGCCUGCUGCACUCCUGCUCAGGCUCCAUAGAGACGCGUGGGACCGAAGCCGCCGAUCAAGCUCUGCUCGGGGCGGAGCAGCAUCAGGCGGUGGUGAGUGGUGACAGGCAGGCAGGCAGAGUGACCGACUGGUGAGUCGAAGCUUGAGCGGGAGGUGGACUUUGGGAGGCUCCGGCGGGCCCCGGAGCGGAGAUGGUGCUGGAUCUCAAUGUAGCGUCGCCGGCGGACUCGGGCACGUCGAGCUCGUCCGUCCUCAACUCCGCGAACGGCGGCUUCCGGUUCGGUCUGCUCGGGAGCCCCGUCGACGACGACGACUGCUCCGGCGAGAUGGCGCCGGGCGCGUCCACGGGGUUCAUGACGCGGCAGCUCUUCCCGUCCCCGACCCCGCCGGCCGAGCCGGAGCCGGAGCCGCCGGCGGCGCCGGUGCCGGUGUGGCAGCCACGGCGCGCCGAGGAUCUCGGCGUGGCACAGAGGCCGGUGGCGCCCGCGAAGAAGACGCGGCGUGGGCCGAGGUCGCGCAGCUCGCAGUACAGGGGCGUCACCUUCUACAGGAGGACGGGCCGCUGGGAGUCGCACAUCUGGGAUUGCGGGAAGCAAGUCUACCUAGGUGGUUUCGACACUGCGCAUGCGGCUGCGAGGGCGUACGAUCGAGCUGCGAUCAAGUUCCGCGGCCUCGAGGCGGACAUCAACUUCAGUCUGGGCGACUACGAGGAUGAUUUAAAGCAGAUGAGGAAUUGGACCAAGGAGGAAUUCGUGCACAUACUCCGGCGGCAGAGCACAGGGUUCGCGAGGGGAAGCUCGAAGUACCGUGGCGUGACGCUGCACAAGUGCGGCCGCUGGGAAGCUAGGAUGGGGCAACUUCUUGGCAAGAAGUACAUCUAUCUUGGGCUCUUUGACAGUGAAGUUGAAGCGGCAAGGGCUUAUGACAGGGCAGCCCUUCGCUUCAAUGGGAGGGAAGCUGUUACUAACUUUGAGCCUAGCUCCUACAAUGCAGGAGACAAUAGCCUGCCUGACACCGAAACUGAGGCAAUUGUUGAUCGUGAUGCCAUUGAUUUGGAUUUGCGGAUUUCACAACCUAAUGUGCAAGAUCCCAAAAGGGACUAUACCUUAACCAGCCUCCAGCCAACAUGUGAUUCCCCUGAAUCUUCAAAUACGAUGGCCUCUCAGCCAAUGAGCUCAUCAUCCCCAUGGCCCGGGUAUCAGCAAAACCCAGCAGUGUCAUCUCACCAUCAGCAUUUGUACUCGUCAGCCUGUCAUGGCUCCUUUCCGAACCACCAGGUGCAGGAAAGGCCAAUGGAGCGAAGGCCUGAGCUGGGUGCCCAGCCAUUCCCCACCUGGGCAUGGCAAACGCAGGGCUCCCCUCACGUGCCGUUGCACCACUCUGCAGCAUCAUCAGGAUUCUCGACCGCCGCCGGGGCGAACGGCGGCAUGCCGCUGCCGUCUCACCCGCCGGCGCCGUUCCCGACUACAAACCCGUUCUUCUUCCCCUAGACCGCUUUUGACAGCUUUCUGUUCCGGCUGAACUAUCGGCGUCUGGAAUGGCAGCUGGUCUUGUGUGUGGCGUCUAGCAGCUUUGCUUGUCGGUGACCGUUGUUAAUUAAGUAGUAAUAAUGGGAGAAAGUAUGUGUGUGUGCGUGUGUGUGUGUGUGUGUGAGAGAGAGAGAGAGAGAGAGAGAGAGAGAGAGCGCGAGCCAUAAGAAGCAACAUGGCUAGUCUCCCUCUGGUAUGUGGCUGUUGAGAUAUGGGCUGUUGCCAUUGCCGUGGAUCUGCCAUGGUUGAGAUUUGUACUUGUACCCCAUGCAUGAAUUGGUUCUGAAAUGGUAGUAUUUUGUUCUACUGGUC